AAAGUGUGAAAUUAUUACAGUAGUUUGGUGUUUAUUUUCUGCAUCAUAUUUAAAAAGGACCAACUACCUAAUAAUAUUCUUUAUAUGUUUAUAGAGAAAUAUGUAAUUGUCAGCUAGUGAUAGAGAAUAGGAAAUCAUAGUCUUGGUUUAUAUUUAAGUUGUUAAAUAAAACAAAUUACAAUACAUGUCCUCCCAGACUAAUUCCAAUAGAAACAUGAAUUAUUAGUGAAUAUCCUCGUUCUAAUGCUUGAGUAUUACUGAAUAAAUGAAAGUUUACAAUGGCGAACUCUGUGAAUAUAUCUAUUGAGGCUCCAAUCGAAAAUCAGAUCCAAGAAAUCACAUACGAUGGACAAGAAAUUUACCAAGCGCCCCUUUCUAUGUCAGAGAACCUAACUAGGUUGGCUCAGAAAAUAGACUUCUCUAAAAGUGAAGAUGAGUUCUGUAAUAUAAAGAAAGAAGGUGAAAGCAGCUCAGAGGUGAAGUCGGAGGAUGAGAGCAAAGAUCAAGGCUACCAGUCCAGCCAGUGGCCAUGGGAAUCUGUGCGAAACAAAUUGAGGAGUGCUCUCACUGAAGUAUGUGUGCUGGCGGAUGUGCUAAGCAUUGCUAAAGAGAAGAGAUAUAUGGUAUUAGAUCCUGUGCAGCCAGAACAAGCGGAGAACAGGCCCAUGGUACAGGUCUAUGGACGUAAGAAAGCUCUAGCUGCUGCGGCGGCAGUUCUCCUUGCUGGAGUAGACCGCCUGCGGGCCAGUGAAACCAUGAGGACUGCACGGAACAUGCCAGACUUCCACAUAGACCUGCUGAGGUUACGGCAGAACUGGCGAUUGAAGAAGGGAUCCAGUGGCAUAGUGGGCGACUUGAGUUAUAGGACGGCAGGUUCCAAGUUCAGCCAGAUUGGUGUCUUUGAGGUGACCAAAGCGCCGGAGGAGCAGAUAGUGCAGGCGAUGAGCAUGAACUCGUCGCUGCCCGCGCCGUCUGCGCUGCGCGUGACCGUGCCGCCCGAGCUGCAGGGCGUGGCGUUCAUCUCCGUGCUGUGUCAGAAAGAGCAAGAAGACAUAGUGACAGCCAACCUGACUUCCUCCGCUCUGAACUGCCCCGGAGUGUUGCCGGGGGACAACGCUGAACUGCACUGGCAGCAGAAACUGGAAGCGGCGCAAAAUGUGCUGUUCUGCAAAGAAUUGUUCGCGAGAUUAGCAGCAGAAGCGGUACAAUUGGACGCUUCUAUACCGCACAUAGUCGUUGGGAAUCAGAUUAUGGCAACUGUCUUGCCCGGUAUCCAGCUGUUGAUAGGACUAUGUCACAAUAAUGGACAAAACGCUUCUGGUGCCAAUGGCGAUAAUGUGAGGAACGAGAACGGGGUGACGUCGGGCAGCGCGGGCGGCAAGUCGGACCACGACCACGUGCUGGAGCACUCGCUGCAUCAGCUCCUACGAGCCGUGCACCACUCCAACACGCACCACCCGUUCCCGCACCCCGCCACGGGGCCGCUGGGGCCGUCCAAACGGAGAUGUUUAGCGGGUCCAAUGGCGGCGGAUAGAUACGAGCUGUUGGAAAUGAGCAAAGAGCAGUCGCUGUUGGAGCAGAUCAUACAACAAGCGCAGCACUUCUUCAUGCGCCGGCGCAGCGAAUACGUCCUCGACACUAUCGCUAAAGAGGUGAAAGAUCCGCUCAUCGUGUCACAUUGGAACGCGUUGAAUAGUCCAACGCAGUCCUGUGUCAAAAUCAAUAUAAUGGCAUACGGCUACGACGCUGUUUGCCGUACAUCGCUGGUUGUUCACGUCGGCGAGAAAACUCUGAAAUGCAUCUGUCGCGACGGUAAAGUGCGACAUCUGUCUUACGAGCUCCAGGAAUUAAGAGAUCUUAUAUAUUGUCAGAUCUACCAGCACCAGAUGACGGCGGUGCAGGCGGUGGGCCGCUGCAUGGGCUGGCAGCUGCUGGCCAGCAGCGCGCACCUGGGCUCGGGGCCCGUGGAGCCGCUCGCCAACGCCUCCUCCUGCCUGCUCGCCUCGCCCUCAGGUGACAGGAUGAUAGCAAUCAGAUGCGAACCCUCAGUUGGAAUCCAGGUGUUCAUCGCUCAAUCACCAAGAAAAGACUUUUUUGCCAGUGAACUCGUACAAGACAAGAAAUGGGAGAAUCUCGGAGGAGCCUUCAAAGAAAUCAAACUAGACAAGAUGGAAGGAAAGAACUUUUUGAAUAAAAUGGAACUUCUCAUGGCUUGUCUGAGCAGCACAUCAUAAACAACAAUUUAAAUAAUUUAUAACGAAAAGAAAUAAAAAAGA
Molecule: messenger RNA, 2276 nt
Organism: Amyelois transitella
Lineage: Eukaryota; Metazoa; Arthropoda; Insecta; Lepidoptera; Pyralidae
Gene: MED17
Product: mediator of RNA polymerase II transcription subunit 17
Exons: 12
Coding region: 279-2234 (651 amino acids)
Biological process (GO): regulation of transcription by RNA polymerase II
Cellular component (GO): mediator complex; core mediator complex
Molecular function (GO): transcription coregulator activity
Source: RefSeq, a predicted model, not a curated record